This is a messenger RNA of Prorocentrum cordatum, 465 nucleotides long. Lineage: Eukaryota; Dinophyceae; Prorocentrales; Prorocentraceae. The record is from the annotation of a GenBank genome assembly.
GUGUCCGACUAUGCCGAGCUGCACGCCAGAAUCAAUGGCCUCUCCAGUUCGCCGGGACGUGCUGCGAAUGAGUAUGUACCUGGACCGUCGCUUGCCUGCGCAACGCUGGGGGCAUGGAAGAAGCAGGACACAGAGCAGGAGCUCGAGCAAGUGCUGCCCCCGCUGGUGGACAGCCUGAUGCAGCAGAAGUUUCCGACGGUCAUGGACGAUGGCCCGGGCAACAAGCCCAGCCUGGCUCCGCAGCGGCGGACGUCGGUGAUGGUCGACGGCGUCGCGAACAGUCUCCGCGAGUGCGCCGGGAGGUUGCGAGAACUCUUUGGGGGCCAGGCAGAGUCUCUCGAGCUUCUUGAGGCGCUGAGCAUCGUCGAGUCCAAGGAUGGGCGCGUGUUCGUGGAGCUUCUUGGCUACGAGGGCGCAGGCCCGGCAAUCCUGGUCAUGGACAGCGUGGGCAGCGAUGCGGAAGAG